ACAAGGAAGGGCCAAGGCAACAAGGGGAGUCAAACAGGGUCACGACCACUGUGGGCAAGCCUUGCUGCAGAUUGGGAUCAACAUGAUGGCAUUGCCUGGAGGCCGCCACCUGGACUCCAUUCCUCUGCCGGGUCAGCGGCUGCACCUGAUGCCAGCGGACUCGGUCCAGCGCUGGAUGGAGGACCUGAAGCUCAUGACCGAGUGUGAGUGCAUGUGCGUCCUGCAGGCAAAGCCCAUCAGCCUGGAGGAAGAUGCACAGAGUGACCUCAUCCUGGCAGGCGGCCCCGGCCCUGGAGACCCGCUGCAGCUACUUCUCAAGAGGGGCUGGGUCAUCAGCACUGAGCUGCGCAGGAUCGCACAGAAGCUGGCCCAGGACCGCUGGGCACGUGUCCACAGCAUGAGUGUGCGUCUGACUUGCCAUGCCCGCUCCAUGGUCAGUGAGUACAGUGCCAUCAGCAGGAGCUCCUCACAGGAGAUGGGCCAGAUUGAGAAGCUGCUAAUGGAGAAAUGCUCAGAGCUCUCAGCAGUCACAGAGAGGUGCCUCCAGGUUGAGAAUGAGCAUGUCCUGAAGUCGAUGAAGGCCUGUGUGAGUGAGACCUUGAGCACACUGGGCCAGCACUUUGGCCAGCUGCUGGAGCUGGCCCUGACCCGGGAGGUACAGGCGCUCGUGAGAAAAAUCAAUGCCUCAGACAAUAUCUACACCACGGAAUCCACCACCGGGAACCUGUUCAGCCUGACCCAGGAGGGGGCUCCUUUGUGCCGCAUCAUCGCCAAGGAGGGAGGGGUCGUAGCCCUCUUCAAGGUCUGCCGGCAGGAUAGUUUCCGGUGCUUGUACCCCCAGGCGCUCCGCACGCUCGCCUCCAUCUGCUGUGUGGAAGAGGGUGUCCACCAGCUGGAGAAGGUGGACGGCGUUCUGUGCCUGGCCGACAUCCUGACCGAUGACAGCCACUCAGAGGCCACACGGGCUGAGGCUGCGGCUGUGGUUGCCCAGGUCACCUCCCCACACUUGCCCUUUACUCAGCACCUCAGCAGCUUUCUGGAGAGCAUGGAAGAAAUCGUGACUGCUCUAGUCAAACUGUGCCAAGAGGCGUCAUCUGGGGAAGUCUUCCUGCUGGCUUCUGCGGCCCUUGCCAACAUCACCUUCUUUGACACGAUGGCCUGCGAGAUGCUUCUGCAGCUGAACGCCAUCCGUGUCCUCCUGGAAGCUUGCAGCGACAAGCAGAGAGUGGACACACCUUACACCCGGGAUCAGAUUGUGACCAUCUUGGCAAACAUGUCUGUCCUGGAGCAGUGUGCCUCCGACAUCAUUCAGGAGAAUGGGGUCCAGCUUAUCAUGGGCAUGCUGUCCGAGAAGCCAAGGUCUGGAACCCCUGCCGAGGUGGCGGCUUGUGAGCGAGUCCAGCAGAAGGCUGCCGUGACCCUGGCCCGUCUCAGCCGAGACCCAGCUGUGGCACGGGAAGCCGUGCGGCUGAGCUGUAUGUCCCGGCUCAUCGAGCUCUGCAGAUCACCCUCUGAGAGGAACAGCAGUGAUGCCGUGCUUGUGGCCUGCCUGGCUGCUCUGCGUAGACUGGCUGGGGUCUGCCCCGAAGGCCUCCAAGACUCCGACUUCCAGCAACUGGUCCAGCCCCGGCUUGUGGACUCUUUCUUACUCUGCAGCAACAUGGAGGAGAGCUUUGUGUAGGAAGGGUGGGAGAGGAAAGCCGUCCAGCCCUCUUCUCAUGCCCUUUCUGAGUACAUACCUGUCAGCACACCUGAGUACACAUCAGCUCCCUCACCUCCUUAUUUAUACUUAAUUUAUUUUUUACAUGAAAUGGACAGAGGGCUAAAUACUCUAAUAACAUCAGGCAGUCUGUGGUCCUAGGAGUCUUUUUUGUUUUUAUUUUUGACUUCUGUGACUUUUCAGUUGCAGAUGUUGAAAUGCUUAGUGGCUAAUAUGACAGAUUGUCAUGGGUGAUUUCCCUUUAUCUUGCUUUCUCUAUUUUCACUAUGUAACCUUGCCUCACUUUUCCUCCACUUUGGAACCAGAGUAUGUUAACUGCCCAGCAGUCUUUUGGCUUUCUUAUUUUUUAA
Molecule: messenger RNA, 2070 nt
Organism: Hyaena hyaena (striped hyena)
Lineage: Eukaryota; Metazoa; Chordata; Mammalia; Carnivora; Hyaenidae
Gene: INSC
Product: INSC spindle orientation adaptor protein
Exons: 13
Coding region: 83-1681 (532 amino acids)
Biological process (GO): asymmetric cell division; regulation of asymmetric cell division; apical protein localization
Cellular component (GO): apical cortex
Molecular function (GO): cytoskeletal adaptor activity; protein binding
Source: RefSeq, a predicted model, not a curated record